UGAUCUAUACUAGUUAUACUGGUCUAUACUAGUUAUAACUUGAGGAAUAAAACCAGUUUUUUGUAAAUUGUGUUACACCACACACAACGUUAUACCUCCUAUUGCUCAUUCAUUUACCGGAUUUUACUGAGAAUAUUAUCGUACUAUUACAAUGUCUUUUGUAGGAAAGGUAGUUUUAAUAACAGGAGCUAGUUCAGGUAUAGGAGCCGCGACUGCUAUUCACCUGGCAAAACUUGGUGCAUCAUUGUCGAUAACUGGUCGUAAUAAAGAUAACCUGAACAAAGUUGCUGCGCAAUGCGGGCAGUCCAAGACGUUUAUUGUAACGGGAGAACUUACUAAUGAAAACGAUGUGAAAAAUAUCAUUGAACAAACCAUCAAACAUUAUGGUAAACUAGAUGUUUUAGUCAAUAACGCUGGAUGUUUAGAGGCUGGCAGUAUAGAGUCUACGAGCUUGGAACAAUAUGAUAGAGUCUUCAACUUAAAUGUUCGCUCUGUGUAUCACUUAACAAUGCUUGCAACACCUUAUCUAAUUGCAUCCAAGGGCAACAUCGUCAAUGUCUCUAGUGUAACUGGAUUAAGGUCCUUUCCAGGUGUUCUGGCAUACUGCACAAGCAAAUCAGCUGUGGAUCAAUUAACACGCUGUGUUGCUUUGGAACUGGCAGAAAAACAAGUGCGCGUAAACGCUGUAAAUCCUGGUGUCAUUGUGACAAAUCUCCAUCGUACCAGUGGAAUGAAUGAGGAGCAGUUAAAAAACUUUUUUGAGCAUAGUAAAGGGACACACGCUUUGGGAAGAACAGGUGACCCUACAGAAGUCGCGAAGACAAUCGCAUUUUUAGCGAGCGACAACGCUAGUUAUAUUACAGGUGCAACAUUGCCUGUGGAUGGAGGUAGACACGUCAUGUGUCCUCGUUAAAAGAACUUUACACUUUUUGUAAACUGUAUACUUUAUUUUUGAUGAAUACACAAUGUGUUACCCCACUUAUAUUUUUUACAGGGAACACCUACGUAUUUGUACUCUAUUUUGUCAAAUAGUUCUAUAUUAAAACACGCCUAAAACGUAAUAUAUUUCUAUAAACUUACAUAGAUAUAUUGUAACUAUUUUUUAUAUUAUUUUUAGAGAUCUACAGAAGUGUUUUCCUAUUCAUAUCUAUAUAACAAAAUAAAUGUAACGAUCAAAAUAUA
Molecule: messenger RNA, 1182 nt
Organism: Odontomachus brunneus
Lineage: Eukaryota; Metazoa; Arthropoda; Insecta; Hymenoptera; Formicidae
Product: 3-oxoacyl-[acyl-carrier-protein] reductase FabG-like
Exons: 4
Coding region: 152-913 (253 amino acids)
Molecular function (GO): oxidoreductase activity
Source: RefSeq, a predicted model, not a curated record